This is a messenger RNA of Guyanagaster necrorhizus, 1089 nucleotides long. RefSeq lists its product as uncharacterized. The record is from RefSeq and is a predicted model, not a curated record. The transcript is spliced from 7 exons. NCBI's taxonomy places the organism in Eukaryota, Fungi, Basidiomycota, Agaricomycetes, Agaricales, Physalacriaceae. The coding region runs from base 201 to 998 and encodes 265 amino acids.
CCCCCCCCCCCCCAAAAAAAAAUCUGUUGCAACAUCCAUGGCUGACCACAGCACCGAUGGUCUAAUGCACCGAAACACUGUCAGUGACAAGGAGAUCGAGCAGGUCAAGACCAUUGCAAACGAACUCAUCUCCAAAAUCAACACGAGGUUUACAAAGGCGAACACUAGUGGGGACGCCAUUCUCGAGCAAUGGGUCGAGAAUGUUACAUUGGCCUUGGGAGAUACCACUAAUAUCGAAUAUACCGAUUGGUAUUCUGAACUGGCCAAACGGUUCGUAUAUUUCCUCGAAUCUACACCUGCGCAGGAAGAACUCCCUUUGGUAUUCGGGAAAUUACAGGAGAUCGAGAUCGGUUCCGAGAACACUUUCCGAUCAAAGGAAGAUUUACCUUGAUAACGCCUCCUCGAACAAUUCUGUUACAUCUCAGAAUGUAUCAAUUCGACCCGGGAAUACUGUGACUAGCAUAUCGGACAAUGAUCGCCUCGUCACUUCCUCCGGGAAAGCCCCUUGUCUCACCGUUGAGCAGAUUAAAGAAGCAUUGUCCUCAGUGUACCGUCUUUACCCUUAUGAUCCGACCCUGGGGCAAUUCAGAGGUUGCGUUAGAAAAUAUAACUAUGCCACUAGACCGAACGGCAUGGUUGACGCUGGGACUAAUUAUGCUUCAGGCCACAUUCCUAGCCAUUCCCGUCCCCCGGAGAAUACCACCCACCCUACCGAUACGUCUGCAGUUAGGGAAGCGUCGAUGCAUAUCGCAUCGUCCUCAUCCUUAAGAUUUCCUGUUUUUUUCUUGGGCUCGAGAAGCCAGCUUGAAAUCAUUGCAACCUACCUCAAGCUUCGACGAGGUGUUUAUGAGCGUCCGGAUGGCCAAACGAGCGGAUCGGAGAGCCCCACGCCGGCCAGACGCCUCACGGAGACCAAAGCGACUCAGGAUCCUCGGGGACAGCUCCUCCCCGCACAGUUCCUGAGCGUCCAGUAUUAUGCCGUCGCUAUUGAUCUAUAAGUUUGGAAUAGUUGUUUCAUAUGCACGCUUUUUUGUUUCAACAUACUCCUGCCUUCCAUGUACCCAAUACUAUCAAAGUGUAUGAAAUCGG